Molecule: messenger RNA, 6823 nt
Organism: Manis javanica (Malayan pangolin)
Lineage: Eukaryota; Metazoa; Chordata; Mammalia; Pholidota; Manidae
Gene: TRIM2
Product: tripartite motif containing 2
Biological process (GO): proteasome-mediated ubiquitin-dependent protein catabolic process; protein polyubiquitination
Molecular function (GO): protein binding; ubiquitin protein ligase activity; zinc ion binding
Source: RefSeq, a predicted model, not a curated record
GGUUUGCUGCAGUCUUUUCAACAGACGCUGAGUGAGAAAAAGAUGUCCUGUAAGAUAAAGAUUGAUUGGUUUAAACGCCGAGAGGGGUCUCCCACUUGUUAAUGAUCCAGAAACAUUCCUGCUGACUUCCCUGAGCCUUCUCUCAUUUCCUCCAUUUUUCUCUUCCUCUGUUCUGUUCAUGAACUGGCACAUCACUACAGAGAGCAGAAGAUAUGCUGGGCUUCUGAUGAUGGCUGCACUGCAUGCAGCAACGUGCAGGGUCAAAGACAGCCGGCCCCCCAUGUCAGUGGUCUAGGAUGGCCAGUGACGCCACCAACAUCCCAAGCCCUGUGGUGCGCCAGAUUGACAAGCAAUUUCUGAUUUGUAGUAUAUGCCUGGAACGGUACAAGAAUCCCAAGGUUCUCCCCUGUCUGCACACUUUCUGCGAAAGGUGCCUGCAGAACUACAUUCCUGCCCACAGUUUAACCCUCUCCUGCCCAGUGUGUCGCCAGACCUCCAUCCUGCCCGAGAAGGGGGUGGCCGCGCUCCAGAACAACUUCUUCAUCACCAACCUGAUGGACGUGCUGCAGCGAACUCCAGGCAGUAACGCCGAGGAGUCCUCCAUCCUGGAGACAGUCACCGCCGUGGCUGCAGGAAAGCCCCUCUCUUGCCCCAACCACGAUGGGAAUGUGAUGGACUUUUACUGCCAGUCUUGUGAGACUGCCAUGUGUCGGGAGUGCACUGAGGGGGAGCAUGCAGAACACCCUACAGUCCCCCUCAAGGACGUGGUGGAGCAGCAUAAGGCCUCGCUCCAGGUCCAGCUGGAUGCUGUCAACAAAAGGCUCCCAGAAAUUGAUUCCGCUCUUCAGUUCAUCUCAGAAAUCAUUCACCAGUUAACCAACCAAAAGGCCAGCAUUGUGGAUGACAUACACUCCACCUUUGAUGAACUCCAGAAGACAUUAAACGUGCGCAAGAGCGUGCUGCUUAUGGAACUGGAAGUCAACUAUGGCCUCAAACACAAAGUCCUCCAGUCGCAGCUGGACACUCUGCUCGAGGGGCAGGAGAGCAUCAAGAGCUGCAGCAACUUCACCGCGCAGGCCCUCAACCAUGGCACGGAGACGGAGGUGCUGCUCGUGAAGAAGCAGAUGAGCGAGAGGCUGAACGAGCUCGCCGACCAGGACUUUCCGCUGCACCCGCGCGAGAACGAUCAGCUGGAUUUCAUCGUGGAGACCGAAGGGCUCAAGAAGUCCAUCCACAACCUCGGGACGAUUUUAACCACCAACGCCGUCGCCUCCGAGACGGUGGCCACAGGCGAGGGGCUGCGGCAGACCGUAAUCGGGCAGCCCAUGUCCGUUACUAUAACAACCAAGGACAAAGACGGGGAGCUCUGCAAAACCGGCAAUGCCUACAUCACGGCGGAGCUGAGCACGCCCGACGGCAGCGUGGCGGACGGGGAGAUCCUGGACAACAAGAACGGCACGUAUGAGUUUUUGUACACUGUCCAGAAGGAGGGGGACUUCACCCUCUCUCUGCGACUCUACGACCAGCACAUCCGAGGCAGCCCCUUUAAGCUGAAAGUGAUCCGGUCCGCCGACGUGUCGCCCACCACCGAAGGCGUGAAGCGGCGCGUGAAAUCCCCGGGCAGCGGCCACGUGAAGCAGAAGGCGGUGAAAAGACCCGCGAGCAUGUACAGCACCGGGAAGAGAAAAGAGAAUCCCAUCGAGGACGAUCUCAUCUUUCGAGUGGGUACCAAAGGAAGAAAUAAAGGAGAAUUUACAAAUCUUCAAGGGGUAGCUGCUUCUACAAGUGGAAAGAUACUGAUUGCAGACAGUAACAACCAGUGUGUGCAGAUAUUUUCCAAUGAUGGUCAGUUCAAAAGUCGUUUUGGCAUCCGAGGACGCUCUCCCGGGCAGCUGCAGCGGCCCACAGGAGUAGCUGUGCAUCCCAGUGGGGACAUAAUCAUUGCAGACUAUGAUAAUAAGUGGGUUAGCAUUUUCUCUUCAGAUGGGAAGUUCAAGACAAAAAUUGGAUCAGGAAAGUUGAUGGGGCCCAAAGGAGUUUCUGUGGACCGCAAUGGACACAUCAUUGUGGUGGAUAACAAGGCGUGCUGCGUGUUUAUCUUCCAGCCAAAUGGGAAAAUAGUCACCAGGUUUGGUAGCCGAGGAAACGGGGACAGGCAGUUUGCAGGUACACUCGAUGGUCCCCACUUUGCAGCUGUAAAUAGCAAUAAUGAGAUCAUUGUUACAGAUUUCCAUAAUCAUUCUGUCAAGGUGUUUAAUCAGGAAGGAGAAUUCAUGUUGAAGUUUGGCUCAAAUGGAGAAGGAAAUGGGCAAUUUAAUGCUCCCACUGGCGUAGCUGUGGAUUCAAAUGGAAACAUUAUUGUAGCAGAUUGGGGAAACAGCAGGAUUCAGGUUUUUGAUGGCAGUGGAUCAUUUUUGUCCUAUAUUAACACAUCUGCUGACCCACUGUAUGGCCCCCAAGGCCUGGCCCUCACUUCAGAUGGCCAUGUUGUGGUUGCAGACUCUGGAAACCACUGUUUCAAGGUCUACCGGUACUUACAGUGAUGGUGGGCAGCUGGAUACUCCCUUGCAAAGGUCUUGCACUAUAAACUGGAAUGGAUUUCUCAACGCGGGACCACAUUAUACUAGACUUUUCACGCUAGGAGGAAUCAUUGGUGAACUUUCCAAGGUUAUUUCUGAAUGUAACAAUUUCCUUAAAAAGUGAAUCUCUGAUUGGUAAUUUGCCUUUAGGAUUAAAAAAGAAGUCUCUUCUACUGACUAUGAAAACUGCAAAGUUUUUCACCUGUGAACUAUGGCUUAUAGGACAGGGAUUUAUGUAGUUAAACUAAUUUUGCAAAUCAAACAAGCAUUAAAAACAACUAGAAUAUUUCAAGGUAUUUGUGAAUCCUGUGAAUGGUUGCUUUUGCACAGAGCUUCCAAAAACAAAACAACACAAAGCAAAACCUGUUGUAGUUACAUACUUUAUUUAACCUCAGUCACAAGACCGGGGAUCUUCUAACCUCACUUUUACAGUAGGUAUUACUCUUGUGACAUUUUUUGGUUAUCAAUAACUACAUUUAAAUUACUUUAGUUAAAAAUAAGUUUUACAAAGUCCUCCCAGCCGUGAUUAGCAGGCCUCUGGAGUUUAGCACUUGAAAAUCAAUGCAAAUGUCCCAUCCUUCCUGGGUUAGAUCAGAGAUCCUUUUUGUGAGUUCUCACCUUCUCCCUCCUGUUCCCCUUGUAUCAAAAAAACAAAGUACCUUUUCAGGGAAACCUGAAAUUCCUAAUGCUUUGAAAAAACAUAUACAAUAGUGAUGCCACCUUUUGGUAAACAAAGAACCCCCUUAACUCCAGAUUAAUGCACUGGAAUGUAAUCAAGAAAUGUUAGUCACAUUUUAUGUGCCAUGUUCUCACAUGUGUCUCCCCCCUUCCGCUUCAUGAGAGCAAAAGCUUUACCUCCUGCAGAAUGUCAGCACAUGUUGUAGGGCACCAGUAUCCUAGGACAGAGAGCCAUAGCAGCCCUUUGGAGGACUGAUGGUGUCGACCAAAGGCAUGUGAUUAAUUAAUGGUUUCCCCUUAGAAAGCAAGUGUUACCAAAGUUGUGUUAUCUCGAAAGCAUUACAGGUAAGGGCAUGUUAUGGUUAUUUAUCAUUGUCUAAUGACUAGUAGAGGUAUUAAAGGACUAUGUAUACAUGAUUAGGGUAAGGUAGAAUGUAUCUCAUAUAUAUACAUAUACAUAUUGCUGAUUCUUUGGUGUAUUGAAAUAGACAGCACUCUGAAAGCCUGAAGCAUUGCCCAGCCUUCAGCAUGUUCCUUUACUGCGCAGUUUUAAAGCCGUCCCAGUAGAGCAAUCCCUAACGCAGAUUUAAUUUUUGCCAUUUUCCAGGAAUGAUGGUAUCAGUUGACUUUUAGUCAGAAUAUGGCCUUCUGUGCUUCCAAAAACAAAACACAAAAACAGGUCAACGGUAAAAGUUGAACUUGAGUAUGCAUUUAAUUUAAACUGAGUAUACAUACAUUUUGAGAAAUGUUCAGAAUAAUUUAGUCAAUCAUUAACUCUGUCACUGAUACCAUAAGAUGACGUGUGGUGUCUUCCCCGUGUUUAAUUUUCUACUCAGUUCUACCAAAUAGGAUGCCAUGUUGGACAUUUUCAAUAAUGACUUUGGGAUCUUUUUCACUGAAAGCACCUUAGAACUAUAAGAAAACAUUUCCCACAUGUAUAAUUACAUGAAUGUGAUGUUUAUUGCUUAUUAAUUUAUGAUCCAGUCAUUCUCUUAAAUGGGACUGUUUUAAAUUUAGAAGGGAAAUCUAGCUACGUCCAACUGUCUAUCAAAUUUAUUAUGCCCAAAUCAACCUCUGAAAAAAACUUUUCAGGAAGAUUUGCAUUUAGGUGUAGUUUUUUUUAGUAAGGUGUUUCAAAAUAUUUGAGACUGUGCUAAAGUUACAGAAUUCAGUAACAUUUUAAAAAUGUUAAACUAAAACACUGUUUCCUAAUGGCAGUGAAAUAAGUCUUUGAAUUUAAACAUUCAUUUUUAACGAGUGCCUACUAGGUGCCAGGAGCUAUUCUAGGCACUGGUGACAGAGUGAUGGAUAAAACAGACAAAAAUCUCUUCCCCCUUGGAGUUUACACUCUAGGAAUGGAAUUUCAUUUUGCCAUUGACUAACGUUCUGCAUGAAAGAUUAACUAGACUCUUUAAAGCUCUUAGACUGUUGAAAAGAAAUUUUUUUUAAUUGGUCAAAUUGAUUUUAGUUUAUUUUCACAAGUAACAGUGAAUUCCAAUUUAGAUUCUGUCACAGGCUAUUGAUCUUACAGCUAGUUUACUUAAAGGGUUUUUUUGCAUAACACUUAAAUUAUACUUGUGAAUUUAAAAAUUAACCAGCCAUCAUACCAUGUCAGGCUUGAUGGCUUUUCCAAAAGAGCUAAUUAUUCAACAUGUUAAUCCUGGCAAACUGAAAUGAAAGAAUCGGUACUUUGAUUCAGACCUGUUCCACUAUCCGUUACUAAAACACAUGCUGUGGACACUCCAGGAAACACUAUAUUCUGCAUCACCCCCCCCUGAAAAAUAUAAUCAUAUAUGUUAAAGUAUGGAAAACACUCCACUUUUGAUACAUAUGUGCAUUUACUGUAUUUCUUGGUAAGCAUAUUUUAGGGGGAAAAGUGCUGUUGAUAAGAUAUGACUAGACAAGAAAAUGAAAUUUUGUCACAUUCUAUGGAAUACGGUGUCUGGUAAACUGAGAAGGAUAUUAAAAUAAGUGACUAUUUUCUGGGCUAUCAUUGUUUGAUUUCUCUUUGUCAAGUGUACGGAACCUGUCAUACAUUCAUGAUAAGUAGCACUGAAAAAUUACCCAUUCAAAUUUCCCUGGGGCACUUAUGGCAAAAUAUUGCCAGUUAGAAUGUAAAGGUCAGAGACAUUGUAUUCCCUCCCAAUACAGACUUCCCCUGCUGGACACGGGGAGGUAGGGAGUCACUUGGCCAUCCAGAAACACAUGAAUAAAAAGCAUUUAUGACCAUUCACCUUUUUUUUUUAAUAGUACUUAGUAUCUGGAUCAAACUUUAGUCUCCAGUAGCUAAACCAGUCCCCAAGUUUUCUUUUUUAAUGUACUCUUUGACUAGAUUUGAGGCAAAUAAAUACUACAGGUCCAUGCAACUAGAAUACAGUUGCUUCUAGUAUAAAUAUACAGGGUAUGUCCUAACACAGUUAACUGGGAUAGCAGUACAUAAGCAAGUGUUUAUGGAUCCUUAACAUUAAAGGGGUCACAUAAAUGCUGUGGUAAUGUCUACCGAGUGAAUUGGAGGAAAUAGCAACUACACAUCAGGUAAUCUGCAGAUUACUUCAAAUGGGAAAAACCUUUUUUUGUACAUUUGGACUCUAUAUAGUGUCCUCCCUCCCUACUCACCAGCUUCUGAAAAGGGAGGAGUAUUUUGAACUUAAUGAUUUAAAAAGAAAGACAUUUCCAGGCAGGCUAAAAUUGAGGUAUUUGCUGCAAACAUCGUCUAAUUUUGCUUGAAACUGAAAAGUCACAAUACCGUUGCAUUCUAUAAGUGUUGCAGGGUUUUAAACUUUACAAUUAUUUUAAUAUUUUUGAUAACUAGGAAUCUAGUAUUGCCAUAAGGAAACUAAGUGCCCAUUAAAGAUUUGUUUGGUAUAAAUAAAUAAUUAUUUGUUUUGUUUUAAAUGACAGUAAGCUACAAAUCAUGAUGUUAAUCUUAAGCUUUCUGAAGAUGAACUGUGUGGCAGUGAUUGUGUUGUCUGUGGAGAAUGUAUGGAAGCUAUUAAUAUUCUGAAAUAGAUUAAUAAAUUGGCUAUGUUGUUUCAAUGAAUGUACAGCACUUCCAUUAACUUCAAAAGCAACACAGCCUUAAAGUCAGUGCUUCUGCUUUAUGACAUGGAAUGUUCUGUCAUCAACAGAGUGUAUUCUUGUAAUGGAAUUAUUUAUAUCAUUCUCAAUUCUGUAGCCUUUCAAUCCUAUGUAUGAGUAUGAAGAUGUUUUGCUUCCUUCUUAUUUCUCUUUAAAUUUUGUACAUUCCAUCUUUAUAGGUCUGUUUCAUAUGUUUGUGUAUAGAACACUAAGUCUUGUGCUCUCUGACAUUGAUACUGAUAUAUUCUCAUCGUUUGUUCUUUUAUGAAUCAAAAUGCUGACUGCCUAUUUAAAGAAUGAACGCUGUGCAUCAAAGUGUUUGUACGUUCGUAGCUACAUACAUAACCACAGUAUUUUGGAUGCUUUAGUCUACAAAAAACUUUCAAUUAAUUCUGUCUUGAAACAUAGGAGAAACAAGAUUGAUUCACGUGUAUAUCUUUACCAUGCACAAAAUCUCAAAUCAUUAAAAUAAACUUGUUUUCUCUGUU